Molecule: messenger RNA, 1552 nt
Organism: Brassica oleracea var. oleracea
Lineage: Eukaryota; Viridiplantae; Streptophyta; Magnoliopsida; Brassicales; Brassicaceae
Product: piriformospora indica-insensitive protein 2
Exons: 2
Coding region: 154-1416 (420 amino acids)
Molecular function (GO): protein binding
Source: RefSeq, a predicted model, not a curated record
GCUAAAUUUGAUUCCCAACGACCUCUCGCUCUCUUCUCAAUAAAUAAUAACAAGAACCAACCCAAAAAACUCAAAUUGAAAAAAAGACAAAACACAUCACACGCUUUGUUUUCACCUGUUAUUCUCUGUUCUUGUGCUCUCUUAGAGAGAGCAAUGAUGUGGCGAAUGUUUUGCUCUCUUCUCUUACUAUCUCUACUUGUUAGGUGUACCGGUGAUGAAUCUUUGCCUGAAGUAACCUAUUCUGAAGAAGCUCCAAUGGAUAAAAGAGAACGAGAAGCUUUGUACUCUGCGAUUCAAGGAUUUGUAGGUGAUUCUUGGAAUGGCUCUGAUCUCUAUCCUGAUCCUUGUGGCUGGACUCCAAUUCAGGGUGUUUCGUGUGAUAUGUACAAUGACUUGUGGUAUGUCACGGAUUUGAGUUUAGGGCUUAUUCAUGAAAACUCGCUUCCUUGCUCCUCAAGUCUUGAGAUAAGGCCAGAGUUAUUUGAGCUCAAGCACUUAAGAUCCCUCUCCUUCUUCAAUUGCUUUAUCUCUCCCACUGUGAUAGCUAAAGAGGGUUGGAUAAGUUUUGCAGCUAACUUAGACUCCCUCGAGUUUAGAUCCAAUCCUGGUCUCAUUGGGAACCUUCCUGAAACACUCGGCAACCUCACGAACCUGAAGUCGCUGGUAGUUCUUGAAAAUGGGUUCAGUGGAGAACUAUCAUCAAGUAUAUGCAACUUAAAUAGUCUAAAGAGAAUGGUCUUGGCAGGGAACUCGUUCAAGGGGAUGAUCCCGAACUGCUUCCAAGGCUUAAAGAAGCUUUUGAUCAUGGACUUGAGCCGCAACUCUUUCUCAGGAACAUUGCCUUCGUCUUUUGGAGAUUUGACUUCAUUGCUCAAACUUGACCUAAGCAAUAACUUCUUGGAAGGGAAGCUACCUCAAGAACUUGGGUUGUUGAAGAAUCUGACACUAUUGGAUCUGAGGAAGAACAGAUUCUCUGGUGGGCUAUCCAACAACAUUGAAAGGAUGCAAUCUCUAACGGAGUUGGUGUUAUCAGAAAAUCCAAUGGGUGAGGAAAUGGUUGGAACAAAGUGGGAGAAGAUGAGAAACCUGGUCAUUUUAGAUGUUUCCAAAAUGGGUUUAGGAGGUGAGAUUCCCAUUGGUCUAACCAAUUUGAAAAGGUUGAGGUUUCUUGGUCUGAACGACAACAAUCUUACCGGUUUUGUUCCAUCCGAACUUGAAGCUUUGCCUUGUAUUGGUUCGUUAUACAUUAAUGGAAACAACCUAAGAGGGGAGCUUAGAUUCUCUAGGAAGUUCUAUGAGAAGAUGGGAAGAAGAUUUAAAGCUUGGAAGAAUCCAAAUCUUUGUCAACCAUUUGAGAUUGUAAUGUCAGAACCUCAAAAGCAUUUACUUCCUCUUGGAGUGAAGUCAUGCACUUGAAAUCAGGAGGAGUGUUUGUGAGCUCAUCAUCUAUCUUUCUUCUAAAAUCUUUUGUUUUUAGUAUCAUGUAUCGUCUUCAUCUUUUCGUAUUGUAUUGCUGUAACGGUUAUGAAAAUAUGGCCCAUGAAUGAAUAUG